Molecule: messenger RNA, 501 nt
Organism: Effrenium voratum
Lineage: Eukaryota; Dinophyceae; Suessiales; Symbiodiniaceae
Source: the annotation of a GenBank genome assembly
AUGACCCUCCGGGACUUUCUGACCAGACACCCGCGGAAGCGGCGCCGUUGCGACGCGUUGGGGAAGAGGCCCUACUUCUUUGUGGCAGUUGACCACGAGACCCAGCCCGAGUUGGCCCUCCUUUUGGAGGCCACCUUAGGCUUGAGGCUGGGAGCGGCCCCUCCUUUCCCGCGCUUCGAGCAGCCGCUGGACUUGCUCAGUGCCACCACGCUUCAGUUCGCCAUCGGAGAUGAAGGCAGUGGAUCGCCUCUACAUUUCCACCAAGAUGCGGUGAACUUGCUUUUGUGUGGCAGGAAGCGAUGGUGGUUGCUUCCUCCCAGCGGCUCUGCCAUGUCCAGGCUCCACCCACUAGAUGUGCUCACGCACGAAGCCGACUGCUUCAAUCAUGCGCGGGUCUUGGAGCAAGAAGUCGGAGAUGUGGUCUAUGUUCCGGACAUGUGGGGGCAUGCAGUGCUCAACCUGGAAGCGAACACUCUUUGCAUCGCUGCUGAGUUUGCAUAG